Messenger RNA from Astyanax mexicanus (Mexican tetra), 2754 nucleotides. RefSeq lists its product as uncharacterized. Lineage: Eukaryota; Metazoa; Chordata; Actinopteri; Characiformes; Acestrorhamphidae. The record is from RefSeq and is a predicted model, not a curated record. The coding region runs from base 1 to 1335 and encodes 444 amino acids. The transcript is spliced from 2 exons.
AUGGAAAAGCUAUGUGGGGUCACAGCAGUACAUCUGGAACAGCUGCCGGGUGGAGCAGUGCAGGUGGUCACAGCAGAGGGGGUGGUACAACUGCCGGAUGGAGUAGAGCAAGUGGUCCCCACAGAGGAGGUGGUACAGCUGCCGGGUGGAGCAGAGCAGGUGGUCACAGCAGAGGAGGUGGUACAGCUGCCGGGUGGAGCAGAGCAGGUGGUCACAGCAGAGGAGGUGGUACAGCUGCCGGAUGGAGCAGAGCAGGUGGUCACAGCAGAGGAGGUGGUACAGCUGCCGGGUGGAGUAGAGCAGGUGGUCCCAGCAGAGGAGGUGGUACAGCUGCCGGGUGGAGCAGAGCAGGUGGUCACAGCAGAGGAGGUGGUACAGCUGCCGGAUGGAGCAGAGCAGGUGGUCCCAGCAGAGGAGAUGGUACAGCUGCCGGGUGGAGCAGAGCAGGUGAUCCCAGCAGAGGAGGUGGUACAGCUGCCGGGUGGAGCAGAGCAGGUGGUCCCAGCAGAGGGGGUGGUACAGCUGCCGGAUGGAGCAGAGCAGGUGGUCCCAGCAGAGGAGGUGGUACACUUGCCGGGUGGAGCAGAGCAGGUAGUCCCAGCAGAGGAGGCGGUACAGCUGCCGGGUGGAGCAGAGCAGGUGGUCACAGCAGAGGAGGUGGUACAGCUGCCGGAUGGAGCAGAGCAGGUGAUCCCAGCAGAGGAGAUGGUACAGCUGCCGGGUGGAGCAGAGCAGGUGGUCACAGCAGAGGAGGUGGUACAGCUGCCGGAUGGAGCAGAGCAGGUGGUCCCAGCAGAGGAGAUGGUACAGCUGCCGGGUGGAGCAGAGCAGGUGGUCCCAGCAGAGGAGAUGGUACAGCUGCCGAGUGGAGCAGAGCAGGUGGUCCCAGCAGAGGAGGUGGUACAGCUGCUGGGUGGAGCAGAGCAGGUGGUCCCAGCAGAGGAGGUGGUACAGCUGCCGGGUGGAGCAGAGCAGGUGGUCACAGCAGAGGAGGUGGUACAGCUGCCGGGUGGAGCAGCGCAGGUGGUCACAGCAGAGCAGGUGGUCCCAGCAGAGGAGGUGGUACAGCUGCCGGGUGGAGCAGAGCAGGUGGUCCCAGCAGAGGAGGUGGUACAGCUGCUGGGUGGAGCAGAGCAGGUGGUCCCAGCAGAGGAGGUGGUACAGCUGCCGGGUGGAGCAGAGCAGGUGGUCACGGCAGAGGAGGUGGUACAGCUGCCGGGUGGAGCAGAGCAGGUGGUCACAGCAGAGGAGGUGGUACAGCUGCUGGAUGGAGCAGAGCAGGUGGUUCCAGCAGAGGAGGUGAGGGGCCCACUGGCUGAACUGAACCUACUAUAAAAGUGGUUAAAUUCAUUGGCCUUGUCCACAUCGCCCACUGUCUCGCUAACUUUACUUUUGUAGCCAGUAAUGGUCUUCAUACCCUUCCACACCUCCCUUGUACUGUUACCCCGCAUAUUCCAUUGCAGACCCCUUCCAAAGUCUCUUCUGGCCGCCCUUAAACUCUUCCUCAACUCAUGUUGCACACUCCUAACCCUCUCACGGUCCCCAGAUUUGAAUGCCUCUUUUUUUAGAUUCAGGAGGCUCUUAAUGUUGCUAGUGAUCCAUGGCUUAUUGUUUGCAAAAGAGUGGACUGUUCUCAUGGGUACCACCACAUCAGUACAGAAGUUCACAUAAUCAGUAACACGGUCCACUAUCCCAUCUAUGUCAUUAUCAGCCUCUUGUGAGACAAUAAGUGUGUCCCAGUCAGUUGAUUCAAAACAAUCCUGUAGAGCUUCGAAGACCUCAGGAGUCCAUUUACGGAAAGAUCGACAGGUGGGAGGUAGUCUCAUUACACAAGGUUUAUAAUGUGGCUUAAGAUAAAUCAUAUUGUGGUCUGAUUUACCCAAAGGUGGCAUAGCCAGUGCUUUAUAGGCAUCUUUAACAUUGAUAAAACACAGAUCUAACGUGUUGUUAUAUCUGGUGGGGCAGAUGACAUACUGUGUGAAUCCCCCUAAAUGAGUGCUCAUGUCCACAUGAUUAAAAUCACCCGAUAUAAUAAUACAGGAAUCAGGGUGGGCGGACUGUACAUUCGCCACUGCCUCCUGAAUGACGUCACACGCGUACGUAGGCUGAGCGCCCGGCGGGAUGUAAACAAUAAUGGCGACGAUGUGGGAGAACUCCCUCGGCACAUAAUAGGGUCUCAAACCAACUACUAAAAGCUCUACUUCGCGAUGACAUACCCUCUCUUUCACAGUAAUAUGUCCGGAAUUACACCACUUCUCAUUCACAAGCAGAACGAGACCCCCACCUCUAGUUUUCCCACACAAUUCCGGAUUUCUAUCAGCACGUACCAUGGUGAAGCCGGUGAUGCUAACAGCAGAGUCCGGGAUGUCGUUAUUUAGCCAUGAUUCCGUGAGGAAAUAUAAACUGCCCUCUCGGUAAGUCCUGUCAUUCUUCAUCAGCCCUUCCAGCUCUUCACAUUUAUUAGCAAGAGAGUUGACAUUACCCAUUAUAAUGGAUGGUAGGAACGGCUUAUAUCUCCAUCUCCUAGCCUUUAGCUUCGCCCCAGCACGGCAACCACGGAAAGGUUUCCUAAGUUCAGGCGGUAUAGGGUGUUUAAUCCCACUCGAUUUAAGUCGUAACUGUAGAAGCUCCGCUCUAGUGUACUUAUACAGGCACAUACUCAGAGUAUAACCUACUCCAAACAAAAACAAAGUAAACACAUACACAAAUAUACGCAAAGAAAAUACGAGCUGUUUGGACUUGCUGCCACUGCGC